AAAUUAAGGGUAGAUAUUUCUCAUUCCGCAUUUUAAGUGCACAAACAAAAACAGCUUGUACUGUUAAACAAAAUCAAUCCAGAACAGCCAAAAACAUUGAGGAUCUGAAAAUACAAGAAACAGAAAAAUAAGGAAGAAGGUGUCAAUUGAUGCGAGAAAUAAGGAUUGCGAAAUGCAGAAUAAGGCCUUGAACAGGAAGGGGGGAGGGGGAGGGGGAACAGAACCCAGAGACGAGCAGAGAAGGAAGAGAUGGAGAAUGUUGUCGUUACUGCUAAGACUUCAUCUCCUUCAGAUGAUGAUAUCUCUCCACCUCCUCCUAUCUCUUUUCUUCCUCCGCCUCCGCCUAAAAAGGCACCUGGAGGAUGGAGAUCUGUAAAAUACAUUCUUGGGAACGAGUCAUUCGAGAAAUUGGCUUCCAUGGGUCUUAUAGCCAAUUUAACAGUGUAUCUACAAACAAGAUACAACAUGGAUGGUAUUCAAUUAGUUAAUGUGUACAAUAUUUGGUCUGGUUCCACCAAUGUCACACCCUUGCUUGGUGCUUUCUUAUCUGAUGCUUAUCUGGGAAGGUUCCGCACCCUUCUCUUCGGCUCCAUGUCCUCUUUCCUGGGCAUGGUGGUCCUGGCCCUAACUGCAGGCAUGCCAAAGUUAAGACCCCUCGACUGCCCUGGAGUAUCCAAUUGCCAAAAACCUCAGGAUUGGCAGCUUGGAGUCCUCUAUUCGGGCCUUGGGUUGCUUGCCGUUGGAGCGGGAGGUGUUAGGCCCUGCAACAUUGCCUUUGGAGCUGAUCAGUUCGACACCAGAACUGAAAAAGGACGAGCCCAGCUUGAGAGCUUCUUCAACUGGUGGUAUUUCUCUUUCACAGUGGCUCUCGUGAUAGCUCUCACUGCAGUGGUCUACGUUCAGACUAAUGUUAGCUGGGUUAUAGGUUAUGCCAUACCAGCUGCCUGCCUCUUCUCGUCUAUUAUCAUUUUCUUGAUUGGCAAACACACUUAUAUAAUCACAAAGUCCCAAGGAACCGUUUUUGUCGAUAUUGCCAAAGUGAUUGUAGCUGCCCGUAAGAAGCGUGCAGUGAGUCUUGAAUCAUCUUCUGGGCAUCCCCUCUAUGAUCCUCCCUUGACUGAGUCAGAUCAGCGUGUAGCAAAGCUUGCUCACACUGAUAUGUUCAAAUUCUUUGACAAGGCUGCUCUAAUUACUGAUCCAAGCGAAUUGGAUGACAAAGGCUUGCCCAAGAAUUCUUGGAGAUUAUGUAGUGUUCAACAAGUUGAACAGCUGAAACUAAUAGUAGGACUUGUGCCAGUUUGGUUUACAGGAAUCGGUUGCUUCAUUACAAUGGACCAAAUGAAUACUUUUGGCUUGAUGCAAGCAAUUCAGUCGAACAACGAAGUCCACAAUUUUAAAAUUCCACCUGGUUGGAUGGGCCUUAUUUCGAUGAUUUGCCUUUCAAUAUGGAUAUUCAUUUACGAGCAAAUUUACCUGCCUCAGGCAAGGAAAAGGUCAAAAAAGAAUAUUAGAUUUACAACGAGACACAGAAUCAACACUGGUAUUGUAAUGGCAAUCCUAUGCAUGGUGGUGGCUGCAAUUGUUGAAAAGAGCCGCCGGGACGCAGCUUUGAAACAGGGAACCUUAGUGUCACCUCAAAGUAUUCUGCUGCUGCUGCCACAGUUUGCCUUAUCGGGUCUGAACGAAGCAUUUGCUGCUGUUGCUAUUAUGGAAUACUACACCAACCAUUUGCCAGAAACCAUGAGGACUCUUUCUGGGGCAAUCUUCUUUCUCAGCUUCUCUGCAUCCAGCUACUUGAACACGGCUAUUAUCAACCUAGUCCACCUCGUGACUUCAAACAAUGGGAAAGAAUCUCCAUGGUUGGGUGGCCGUGACCUCAAUAAAGUUAAACUCGACUACUUCUACUACCUUAUUGCUAGUUUAGCAGCAUUAAAUCUCCUGUAUUUCAAUCUCUUUUCAUGCCGCUAUUUGGAAAAGCAAGUUGACAAAAGAUCUGAAUCAAGGCAUGAAGAGAUGAAUGAAGCCGCUUAACGACUCAAAAACUUAAUGAUUUGCGGGAAAGUCUCUAUUCCUUCCUGGGUAUCAUGCACCUAGCUCUAGCUCACCAGCGUCUUGUGCUAUAAACAUCUAUGGUGUGCUCUAUUUCCUCGCCUCUGCAAGGGUUUUUUCUUCUUCUUCUUCUAUUUUUUCUUCUUUUUUCUCCUCUUAAGGUGUGAAAUUAGUUUGUAAACGCUCAGAAUUGCUAUCUUUUAUAUGUUGAAGACUUUUGAUGUUGGCGGAA
Molecule: messenger RNA, 2281 nt
Organism: Populus trichocarpa (black cottonwood)
Lineage: Eukaryota; Viridiplantae; Streptophyta; Magnoliopsida; Malpighiales; Salicaceae
Product: protein NRT1/ PTR FAMILY 2.8
Exons: 3
Coding region: 250-2031 (593 amino acids)
Biological process (GO): transmembrane transport
Cellular component (GO): plasma membrane
Molecular function (GO): transmembrane transporter activity
Source: RefSeq, a predicted model, not a curated record